Molecule: messenger RNA, 729 nt
Organism: Aureobasidium musti
Lineage: Eukaryota; Fungi; Ascomycota; Dothideomycetes; Dothideales; Saccotheciaceae
Source: the annotation of a GenBank genome assembly
AAGCACCCUCACCUCCCACACCCCACCCCCACCAACCCUCGCCCACCAGCAAUGGAAACCACCCACCGCAAAAUCGAACUCCAAUCCCCACUAGACCUGACCUACCUGCACCAAAACACCACUCUCUGCGCACGCGAAAAGCUAGAUCUACAUUUUCCUCCAUCGGCCGCUCCCGCCUCUGCCUCUGACGAUGUUUUAAAGUCUCGCGUUGAAGAGCUGGUAUCCCAAUACCUGCAAAAAGUGUUUGAGGAUGCAAAGGAAAAUUUGGCGAUUAAUGGGUUGGAAGGCAAGGAUAUGGAAGAAGCGGUGAAGAUGGCGGAGGGAAAGGGGGAAGUGUGUGAUGCGCAGNAAUUGGAACCUUACGACUCCAAACUGUCUAUGAAACUCCAAUCCCUAUCCGCGCAAAUCGAAAACCUGACGUUGCAACUCGCGACUUUGCGACGAGAGGCCCCUGCCAAAGCUGCUGCUGCAUAUGCCGCUAACCUCCACCUCCAAGACCAGCAAUUCCAAAAUGCGAGAAUGGUGGCAGAGGAAAGCCAAAGGCAAAAGAUCAAAGAAGAGGAGGAUUUGUGUGGUGUCAGUCAACUCAGGGAUUGGAGUGAGUGUGAGAGGAAUUGGGAACAAGCGACAAAGGGGUUGGUGGAUGUCAAGGAGAGGGUUGGGGCUACGAGUGCGAGUCUGGUGCAGGCGAGGGAUGCUGCUGCGUAUUUGGAUCAGGCUGGCAAGUGA